This is a messenger RNA of Cucurbita maxima (winter squash), 3376 nucleotides long. Its product is annotated as flowering time control protein FPA-like. Gene Ontology annotation, molecular function: RNA binding. Lineage: Eukaryota; Viridiplantae; Streptophyta; Magnoliopsida; Cucurbitales; Cucurbitaceae. The transcript has 4 exons. The record is from RefSeq and is a predicted model, not a curated record. The coding region runs from base 285 to 3005 and encodes 906 amino acids.
GAUUGUAAUAAAAGAUUCUGAAUUAUGAACCCUAACGAAGACGAAGACGAAGACGAAGACGAGAUUUUGCUCGAGCGAGCAUUGAUGAAGAAACUCAGCCUUCAAGGGCUUUGUAAGCUGCCAUUCUCUCGAUUUUGUUUAUGAAUUGAAACGGAGUUCCAGUUCGAGUGGAUUUUUGUUUGAUAUUACUACUUUCAAGUUUCAUUCAACUUCUUUUGGGCGAUUCUGAAUAUCCCUGCGGAUUCUUGCUGUUUUCUGCUUGGAAUUCAGAUACCAACGUUGAAAUGUCGGGGCGGGCUGAUGGGGGAAGGGAUCGAUACCGGAGAGAUUAUUCGUCGAGAUAUGACGAGAAGUCGCAGUCUGGGCAUAGCAAUAGCAGUAAUCCUCCGUCGAGACAUCUCUGGAUCGGCAAUUUGUCUCAUGUUGUGGUGGAGCGGGAUAUCAACCGCUGUUUUUCACAGUUUGGAGAGCUUGACAGUAUUGCUUUCCAGCCCAGUCGUAGCUAUGCUUUCAUCAAUUUCAGAAGGGAUGAAGAUGCAAUUGCAGCCAUGAGAGAGCUUCAAGGUUUUGAUCUUGCAGGGAAUCCCCUUAGAAUUGAGUUUGCCAAGGCGGAUAAGCCAUCUGCAUCAUCACGUGAUGAAGCCUAUUCUCAACACCGAGAGGAUAAAUAUCUUGGAGCGAAGGGUUCCUUCUCACAGGGACGACAUGCUAGUCCUGACGAAUUUUAUCCUGAAAAGUCCAAAAUGAAUGAUAAAAAUGCAGAGCCUAGUGAAGUGUUAUGGAUAGGAUUUCCAGCUUUGUUAAAAGUGGAUGAAGUGAUAUUAAGGAGGGCCUUUUCACCAUUUGGGGAAAUUGAUAAGAUUACAACGUUCCCUGGUCGGACGUAUGCUUUUGUUCGUUUUCGGGGCGUGACAUCAGCUUGGAGGGCGAAAGAAACACUACAAGGGAAACUAUUUGGUAAUCCCCGAGUACAUAUUUGUUUCGCAAAAAGUGAUUCUGGAUCAUCAAACAGUGGAAGGAACUCAAUGAAUGUACCUCUUUCUCCAAGAUCUCCUCACCUUUUCUCAAACUUAGAUUCUGGAGAAUUUGAUUCCCGUGGUCUUAAUAGGAAAAGCAAUUUAUUGACCAGUGGAAACAAUGCAUUUGAAAUGAAGAGGUCUGGAGAAUUCUCAUCCAAAUUAGGUCUAUCCGAAGAUAGGUAUGAACAUUAUGAUAGCCCGACAAAAGAGAGAGGUCUUCAUUUAAAUAACUUCCCUCAAAGAUUUUCUCAACCUAGUCUAUUUUAUGACGAUCCAUGGGACUUGCCAGAGGAUACGAACGUAUAUCCCGGGUCCAAGAAAUUGAAGACUGGACCCUUUCCCCAGGAUAAAGAGCUCCCUGAGUAUCCUAUAUCUGAUUUGGAACAAGAUAAACGUAUUAUUCCAAAGUUAUACCCUGAUUUUCCCCGAUCAGAGGCCUUUGAUCAUAAGAUGAAGUCUGGGCCGCCUCUGGGGUAUAAACAGCCUGAUCAGCCUAUGACAAUGCCUGACCCUUAUGGAGAAAAGAGUGAACACUGGAGGGAACCGUACGAUAAUUUUCAGGGUCCUGAUUCUCUGCCAUCGAAUGCUGUUGCAAGGAAAAGGCUCUCACCUGAUCCAGAACAGUCGUCUAUAAAAGAGUGGAAAUGGGAAGGAACUAUUGCAAAGGGAGGAACACCUGUUUGUCGUGCCCGCUGUUUUCCUGUGGGAAAGGUUCUGGAUUUGCUUUUGCCAGAGUUCUUAGACUGUACGGCAAGAACUGGUUUAGACAUGCUUUCAAAGCAUUACUAUGAAGCAGCUAGUGCUUGGGUUGUUUUCUUUGUACCUGAAAGCGAUUCUGAUAUCGUGUUCUACAAUGAAUUCAUGAACUAUCUCGGCGAAAAGCAACGAGCAGCUGUUUCGAAGUUGGAUGACAGAACCACCUUGUUUCUUGUACCACCAUCUGAGUUCUCAGAAAAAGUGCUCAAAGUACCAGGUAAAUUGAGCAUUUCAGGGGUAAUUCUGAGGCUAGAGCGUCCUGGUACCAGUGCAAGGCCUCCACCUUAUCAAAACGAAACAAAAGACACAAAUUUUUUACCUUUACAUAGUGAAACAUCAUAUACAAAACUACCGCCGUCUCCAGCUGUUUUUACCCCAAUACCACCAUCUUUAUCUGAUCUCAGUAAAUCUGGAAUCAAUACUACAUCAUUCCCCAGGAAUGUUGCUACUUCUGCUUCUCCUGUGUUAUUUCAUGGUUCAUCACAGUCUGUUGGAAAUUUGUCUGACCCAUAUGUUGAGUGCAGGCCUGAUUAUCCAAUUCAAGAACAGCUAAAUGCCAUGGGACCGAGCUCAUCUUCUCACCAUCUACAGAAUUCAAUGGUCGAUUUUCGAAAUUUUCAGUCACAAGCUUCCAACAAGGAUCCUGUUAUUCAGGAACGCCCUUUGUUCAUUCCAAGGGAAAUUGAGGAAACAGGUUACAGUAAUUACGCAGUUGGGCUUUCUAGUGUUACAACUCAACAAGAAACAAAACCGGCAGCUUCUUUGGCAACUACUCUUUCCUCCCUACCGCCCGACCAACUGGUGCAAUUAGCAUCCUCUCUCCUUGGACAUCAAAGGCAGUCGGGGAGCACGCCAAAGGCAGCCUUGCAUGAAGAAUUGAGGCAGCGAAACCAGGUGAAUGAAUCUGUUGUACAAUUGGCAAGGUCCCAAAAUGGUUCUUUUCAGAAUAAUCUGAUGAACUCUGAGCCUCAGACAUCUCAGUUUGUUCAAGUUCCACAGAUGCAUCAUGUACAACAACACCAGAUGUCGAAUCAGAUGUCGAACGUUCCUGCUGGGCACCUUACAGCACAAAGAGAGAUUCAGACAGCAGGGGCUUUAGGCAAUAAUCAACAGGUUCAAAACUCUGAUGUAGGUGGAGAAUCAGAACCAGAUCCACAGAAACGCCUGCAAGCGACGCUUCAGCUUGCAGCUGCUCUUCUCCAGCAAAUUCAUCAAGGAAAAGGAAGUUGAUCUGGCUCGUUUGAUCGUGUAAAACAAACUAAUAUGGAGUUCAGCAAGUAUGGGAUGAAUAGCCAUCCUACAGAUGGUGUGAAGAAAUUAACAGAUUCUAAGGGAGAGAUGAGCAUCAUCAGCCACUUGCCAGAAGUAAUAUUUGUUAUCCUAAGUAACAUGUCCUUUUAUUAAGCCUGUUUAUAAGAUGUUGAUUAGCUAGCUAGUUAGUAUCCACUGCUGCUACUGCUUUAAUGCUAUUAGAAACAGAAGCCCUUUGUGGUAGUAAUGCCGUUUUGUUUCAAGUCUUGACAUUUUGUUGGUCCUUAUCUUGUUGUACCUUAGUUAUUACUACUUGGGAUAAGAGUUCCAUUUCCUUGGUUCUGCUGGAA